Populus euphratica (Euphrates poplar) is the source of this 1392-nucleotide messenger RNA. RefSeq lists its product as uncharacterized. Lineage: Eukaryota; Viridiplantae; Streptophyta; Magnoliopsida; Malpighiales; Salicaceae. The transcript has a single exon. The record is from RefSeq and is a predicted model, not a curated record. The coding region runs from base 1 to 1392 and encodes 463 amino acids.
AUGAACAUUGAUGCAGAUAAAGGAAACCUUCAAAUGGCGGAUCUUAUAGAAAGUCUGAAAAAAAAGGAAGCUGAAAUUGAGGAAUUGAAGCACCACCUUGAAUACCCAGCUAAGAAAUGGUCAUUGAGCACAGACGACCCAUCAAGCCCACCAGUAAACAUGACUGUAUCCUCAAACAUGGUAAACGAUGGUAACAUAGAAGUCGAUAAGACUAGAGAAGAGGAGGUUCAAUUGCAUGAAACUGCAUAUGAUGGCAAUGGUUUGGAUUCAAGGGGCAAUGGAGGCAACUCUACUUCCACCAGUCUAGAAAAGCAGGGUGAUACUGCCAUAGAUGAAAAUGCAAGUGAAAGCAGGGUAGGCAUUGCAGACAGGAGAGAAGUGUCAGAGGAAAAGGAAUCACAGAAACUUGAUGGAUCUAGAAAUGGAAGUUCCAGUGGCAUCGAUAAGGAUCAAGAGUAUGAAAAUGAAAGUUCUCAAGGGAAGCGUGCUUCUGGUGCAAGAGAGGAAAAUAACACUUCAAAUGCAACCGAGACAAUUGUCAGCAGAAUCGGCAGAGCAUCAAAAACUGCUGAUGCACAUAGUGAUGAGAAAUCAAGGGAUAGAGAAGAGCAUAAAUUUAACCUAGAUGGGCACCCUGGGCUUAAAAAUACUCAGGAGGUAGAAGAUCGUCAAGAAACAUUAAGAGGUGGUGCGAAGCGGGAAAUGAUGGAUAACUCCAGAAGUAGGGGGAAGGAGAAGUACCACCAAGCUAGCAGAGCACGAGGAAAGAGAAGGACAGUGGUUGCCAAGAAUAGGCUGCUGGAGAGCAGAAAUGAUGUAAACAAUGUUGCUGAGAAGACAAGAAAUAGAAAAUUUCCUAUGGAUGAUCAAGGUAGACUGAUAUACAGAGAAGGGGGUAGAGCAUCUAUUGAUGGAACAACAGAAGAAAUAACAAAGGCAGUAGGUUCUUCUAAAACCAAAUCAAUUGAGCAUCAAAACCAUGAAGACUCUAAGGACCUGGAAAACAAACUUGGGGAAGAUCGACAAAAUCAGCAGAUGAGAGAAGUUCAUGAGACAAUGAAAAGGAUCCCAGUAGCUCAUGACGCCAAAGUGCUGACAAAUGGAAGCCUUGAUGGCCAGCUCCGUAACAUCAGAAAACAGAGCGUGGAUGAAGAUCAGCAACAAGCCAGAGGCAUGGAAGAAAGCCGAAACAGUAGCAAUAUGAACACUAAAGAAAACAGUGAUGAACAAGCGAUAACUAUCAGCAAGCAUGAAAGGCAAGAACAAAUGGAGGAUUCAGGUGUAGAACACAAGACCGAUGAAGGUGCUGGAGAUUUUUUCAAGGAAUCAGUUUCUGAUUUAGAAGAGGAUAAAGAAGAGUACAGAGAGGAAACUGAUGAGUCCGACUUCUAG